Rhinichthys klamathensis goyatoka is the source of this 1384-nucleotide messenger RNA. RefSeq names its product phytanoyl-CoA 2-hydroxylase interacting protein-like b (gene phyhiplb). The transcript has 5 exons. NCBI's taxonomy places the organism in Eukaryota, Metazoa, Chordata, Actinopteri, Cypriniformes, Leuciscidae. Gene Ontology annotation, molecular function: protein binding. Gene Ontology annotation, cellular component: cytoplasm. The record is from RefSeq and is a predicted model, not a curated record. Bases 96 to 1232 code for a protein of 378 amino acids.
UGUGGAAACCCGCGAGAGAGCGCGGAGUGAGUGGAGAUCUGUCCUGCGGCACUGCAGUCACUCUCACUGACGGAAUAUUCUUCAUUAGACGCUCAAUGAUGGAGGUUCCACGCGUGGGACACAGUGUCAGCAGCCCCACGAGCCCGUGUGAGGACAUGAUAAAGAAUCUCAGUCUGGACGCCAUCCAGCUUUGUGGGAGAGAAGGAAAUAAGUCCCUGGACAGUGGCAUCGCCGAGAUGGAGGAACUUCCAGUUCCCCAGAACAUCAAAAUCAGCAACAUCACAUGCGACUCCUUUAAGAUCUGCUGGGAUAUGGACUCCAGGUCCAAGGAACGCAUCACACACUACUUCAUCGACCUCAACAAGAAAGAAAACAAGAAUGCUAACAAGUUCAAACACAAGGACGUCCCAACUAAACUGGUAGCGAAAGCAGUUCCUCUGCCCAUGACAGUGCGAGGACACUGGUUUCUGAGUCCACGCACCGAGUAUACUGUGGCCGUUCAGACCGCGUCCAAACAGGGCGAUGGAGACUACGCCGUGUCGGAGUGGAGCGAGAUCAUUGAAUUCUGUACAGCCGAUUAUUCCACUGUUCAUCUCACACAGUUGAUGGAGAAAGCUGAGGUCAUCGCCGGCAGAAUGCUGCGGUUCUCAGUCUUUUAUCGAAACCAGAACAAGGAGUACUUUGAUCAUGCAAGGGAGGACCAAAACAACAAGAUGUUGCCGUCAGUGAAGGACAACAGUGGCAGCCAUGGUUCGCCCAUCAGCGGGAAGCUAGAGGGCGUCUUCUUCAGCUGUAAUACCGAGUUCAACACGGGCAAACCCCCUCAGGACUCACCAUACGGCCGUUACCGUUUCCAGCUGCCAGCCGAGACGCUCUUCAGUCCCAAGACAAACCUGUAUUUCGCCGACUUCUACUGCAUGUACACGGCAUAUCACUACGUCAUUUUAGUGGUCGCGCCGAAAGGCUCACCGGGAGACGAGUUCUGCAAGCAGCGCCUUCCAGCGCUGGAUAUCGGUGACAACCGUUUUAUGACGUGCUCGGAGGAGGAAGAUGGCCAACUGGUGUUCCACCACGCGCAGGACCUUAUCCUGGAGGUCAUCUACACCGAUCCUGUGGACCUGAGCCUGGGCACGGUAGCUGAGAUCAGCGGCCAUCAGCUCAUGAGUAUGUCCACAGUCAACGCCAAGAAGGAUCCCAGCUGCAAGACCUGCAACAUCAGCGUGGGACGCUAACCUAUGAAACUGAACCCUUCUGCUGCCUUGAACGGCACAGAAAAAUCGCCUUCUCCUUUAGCCGUCCUCCUUACCCAUUGUCCUACCAUCAAACUUAUCCAUAAUCCAUUCCCAGACAGCAACAUAGUGUCUACCCAGAUCCGGGCCACAUC